AAAAUGAAGUCAGGACUCUACAGUCUGUUCAUCCUUCUCCUGUCGGAGAUUUUCAGCUCUAUUGGUGACUCUUCAGUUCAGGAGGUGAUCGGUGCUGUAGGCGACUCUGUUACGUUUCCUUUACAUGUUCCUGUUUCUGGGAGUAUAAUUUAUAAAAGUGAUAUAGUUGGACUGGUGUUAAAUAGUCAUAGUGAGAUAAACGAUGAGAGGUUUGUGAAUCGUCUUCGUUGGCACAAUCAGCGUGGGUUCUUCACUCUCUCAGACCUGAGACCAGAUGAUUCAGGACUUUACACAGUUCAGAGCACUAAAGACAUAAAGGGAAAACAGGAGUAUCGUCUGGACGUGUACGAGAGAGUUUCAGCUCCUCAGGUGAUGAACACAACCAACAGUUCUGCAGAGUUCUGUUCAUUACUGUGUUCUGUGAGGAACGUCAGAGGACUGAAGCUCGUCUGGUCUGAAGACCGCGGUUUAUUAAACCAAACUAUCAGCAACUCCACGUCCAACACCAUACUGAGUCUUCAUCUAGAAAUAAAGAAGACGGACAAAGACAGACAGAGAAACUUCAGCUGUGAGGCUUCCAACCGAAUCAGUAAGGAGACGACUACAAUCGACGUCACACACGUCUGCUCUCUGGACAAAGCUACGAGACGAGGUUUGGAGGCUCGAGUGUGGAGUGUGAUGUUCAUUACAGUCGUGUUUGUUGUGAUGUCACUAAUGAUUAUAGUGAUUGUGGCGUUUCUGAGGAAAAGGAGAGAAAGUGAAUCGAGCUGGUGUGCAGAAGACAGGUAUGAAUCUGGAUAA
Tachysurus fulvidraco (yellow catfish) is the source of this 801-nucleotide messenger RNA. RefSeq lists its product as uncharacterized. The record is from RefSeq and is a predicted model, not a curated record. Lineage: Eukaryota; Metazoa; Chordata; Actinopteri; Siluriformes; Bagridae. Bases 4 to 801 code for a protein of 265 amino acids. The transcript is spliced from 4 exons.